UUGAGGUCAAGGGGAGGAGUGAAACGAAACCUCAGUCAGUUCAACAAUCUUUCUUUUCCUGUCUUAUUUUUGACCUACCGAUUUCACGUCGGGCCUCCGUCAGAACCGAAGUUUUACUACCUGACCCUAUGCCGAGUCAAUAACAGUCGACCCGACAUCCAUCGACUCGCGACGGUUUUAAGUGUCUUCUUCAAAAAUCCAUUGUAGAUUUGUGGAAUUUCGUCGACCUAUUAUACAAAUAUUCGGAUCGAUUCGCCUUUUCCUCGCGCGCUCCUCCCUCUCCGUCCAGGCUGAAAAUGUACCUCGUUACGUUGACUUGUUUUUCACCCAAUUCCUACAUAAGAAAGUGAGCAGAGAAUUUUAUGUUUGUGUUAAGUGAGCGAAAUGUCAACUUUUAGUCAACAAUGUCGCAGAGGGACCUAUCAGAGGUUGAGCCAGAAGGUACUUCUCAACUUCCACCUGCUAGUAAAGCAGUUUUUAUCGAAAAGGUCAGGCUGUCCAACCAGGCCUGCCAAGCCGGACACUAUGCUAAAGCUGUUGCUUUAUACACCGACGCUUUACAGCUUGAUCCAACAAACCAUAUUUUACAUUCAAACCGCUCAGCGGCUUAUGUAAAAAUGGGACAAUUUGCACAAGCCCUCCAAGACGCAACAAAAGCAAGAGAACUGAACCCAAACUGGCCGAAGGCAUAUUAUCGCCAAGGAGUAGCACUACAGUGUCUUGGACGUCAUGGAGAUGCGUUAGCCGUAUUUAGCUCGGGUCUAUCUCAAGAUCCGAAAUCAACCCAACUGCAAUCAGGCCUCGUCGAAGCAUCGCUAAAAUCUCCUCUUAGAGAUGCUUUGGAGCCAACAUUCAAGCAACUGCAAACUAUGCGCUUGGAUACAUGCGCUUUUGUAAUAAUAUCAGUAGUUGGCCAAGAACUUAUAGCUGCUGGACAAUAUUCUCCAGCCGUAAUUGUACUGGAAUCAGCUUUGAAAAUUGGAACCUGCAGUCUUAAGCUGCGCGGGUCGGUUUUUUCAGCACUCUCUUCUGCUUAUUGGGCCUUAAACUCUUUAGAUAAGGCGAUCAAUUACAUGCAACAAGAUCUUGCUGUCGCAAAAUCUCUUGGUGAUACAAAUGGCGAAUGUAGAGCGCAUGGGAAUUUAGGCUCGGCUUAUUUUAGUAAAGGAAGUUAUCGAGAAGCUUUGACGUCACAUCGUUACCAACUAGUUUUAGCAAUGAAAUGUAAAGACACUCAAGCAGCCGCAUCCGCUCUAACAAGUUUAGGUCAUGUUUAUACAGCGAUCGGUGAUUAUCCUAAUGCGUUAGCUUCUCAUAAACAGUGCGUGCAAUUAGUCAAACAAAUGGGUGACCGGCUGCAAGAAGCUAGGGAAAUUGGAAACGUUGGAGCUGUCUAUUUAGCAAUGGGUGAAUUUGAAAGUGCUGUGGAUUGUCACACACAGCACUUGAGAUUAGCAAGACGAUUAGGCAAUUUGGUUGAAGAAGCUCGAGCUUACAGCAACUUAGGCUCAUCCCAUCACUACAGAAGAAAUUUUGCUCAGGCCAUUAUAUAUCAUGAAAAUGUAUUAAAAAUUGCUCAAGAGCUAGGGGAUAAAGCUGUGGAAGCAAGAGCUUUUGCAGGUCUUGGUCAUGCUGCUCGCUGUGCAGGAGAUUAUAAUCAGGCUAAAAAGUGGCAUGAAAAACAACUUGAAAUGGCUCUUAGUAUGAAAGAUAGAGUUGGGGAAGGCCGAGCUUGUUCGAAUCUUGGAAUCGUCUACCAGUUGUUAGGAGAACACGAUGCUGCUUUAAAACUCCACCAAGCACAUUUGAAUAUAGCCCGAGCUUUAAAUGAUAAGGCCGGAAUGGGUCGUGCUUAUGGCAACAUAGGCAAUGCUCAUAGUGCUAUGGCAUACUAUGAGCAGGCUAUUAAAUACCAUAAACAAGAGUUGAUGAUUUCAAAAGAAGUGAAGGAUCGUAGUUCUGAGGCUUCAACUCAUGGUAAUCUCGCUGUAGCUUACCAAGCAUUAGGAGCACAUGAAAUGGCAUUGUUCCAUUAUAGAGCUCAUUUGAAUAUUGCUCGAGAAUUGAAAGACACCGCCGGGGAAGCAUGUGCUUUACUUAAUUUGGGAAAUUGCCACAGCUCUCGUGCUGAGUUUGCUCAAGCAGUGCCCUACUAUGAAAAUUAUCUGAUGCUCUCUCAGGAAUUACAUGAUGUUGAAGGGGAGGCUAAAGCAUGCCACUUCCUUGGAUAUGCACACUAUUGUUUAAAUAAUUAUAGAGAAGCAGUAAGAUACUACGAUCAAGAUCUAGCUCUAGCAAAAGAUCUUCAAGAUAAAAUGAACAUGGGCCGUGCAUAUUGCAACCUCGGAUUGGCCCAUUUUGCUUUAGGAAAUUUUGAGACUGCGCUUGAUUGCCAAAAAUACUUCUUAGCCAUAGCCCACAUGACUAAAAAUCUUUCCGGCAAAUUCAGAGCUAUUGGAAAUAUUGGUGAUGUGCUUAUGAAAAUGGGUGAUUUAGAAGAAUCAAUAAAAAUGUAUCAACGUCAGCUCACUUUUGCGCGACAAGGAAGGGAUAGAGCCUUGGAAGCGUCGGCAUAUGGAAACUUAGGCCUGGCAAACCGUUUACUAAGAUAUUUUGACAAAGCAUUAGCUUUCCAUACUCAAGAGCUAACAGUACGGCAGGAGAUGAACGAUCUGAAGGGAGAAUGCAGAGCUCAUGGAAAUUUAGGUGCAGUACAUAUGUCACUAGGAAAUUACACUAACGCUAUAAAGUGCUAUGAAGAACAGCUUGAUAGAGCCAAAGAGUUAAGGGAAAGUGUAGUUGAAGCCCAAGCUUUUGGAAACUUAGGUAUUGCUAGAUUAAAUAUGGGCCAUUAUGAAGAUGCCAUCGGGUUCCUCGAACAGCAAUUAGCCACACUGGAACAACUUUCAAUCCCUACAGCUAUCAUAGAUAAAGGGAGAGCAUUUGGAAAUUUAGGAGAUUGUUAUGAUGCGCUUGGUGAUUUGGAAGAAGCUAUAAAGUGCCAUGAACAACAUUUAGCUAUAGCCGUAAAAUUAAAAAGUUGCCGAGACUUAGAAAGAGCGUACAGAGGUCUAGGCCAUGCUAACAAGCGCCAAGGAAAUUAUGAACAAGCGUUAAUAUGUUUUGAGAAGCGGUUAGUGGUUGCCCAUGAAAUGAACAGUAUAGAAAUGAAAAUGUCCUGCUAUGGAGAACUGGGAUAUAUUUACAUGCUAUUAGGAAACGGGGAACAGGCUAUCUCAUGUCUUGAACAGCUGCUCACAAUGGCCCGGGAAGCAAAAGAUAAAGUAUCUGAGGGUGAAGCUGCUGGAGGCCUUGGACAACUAUUCCAACAAAUGAAUGAAUAUAGUAAUGCACUAAGGUAUUUGCAAUUAGAAUUGAAUAUCGCGGAAGAAGUCGGAAUACCGAUAAUGCAGAUGAGUGCACAUUCCCAUUUGGGCAGUUUGUAUGAGCAUAUGGGCAAUCUUCAAGAUGCUUUGAAACACCAUGAAAUAAAUUUAGCCAUUGUUAAUCAAAUGAAUGACAAAUCUGCAAGAGCAGUAGCGCAUUGCUCAUUAGGUCGUAUCCACCACCUUCUUGGAAACACUAGCCAAGCAAUUAUCAAUUUGAAAAAGGCACUUUAUAUUGCAGACAAUUUAGAUCUGAGACACAGGCUUAUGUCGUCAACAUGGAAUUUCAACGGUCAUGUCGAUUCUUUACAAAAUCAGUUUGAACAAGCCUCCCAUCUGUUGGAAACAAUCAGGAGAGAAUCGAGAAAUUCGAAUGAAUUUAAAUUAUCACACUUUGAUCUUCAACCAGGUUCAACUUUUGAACAAUUACAGAGUCCUAGGCUGUCAGAAAGUAGUACAAAUCCCAAUGAUAGUACUAAUGACAAUCGAAGAAGUUCAGAGUGUAUACAGGUUAAAACAGUUGUAAAAGCAAAUUCAAUUGAUAUUCAGGAGGAAACGUCAAUACCCCAGGCCCUCAGUGCUGCAUCGACCAGUUCUGCCGAGAGUCUACAGUCUCUAGAAAACGGCCCGGAGAGAUCAUCAAUUAUUCAUCAUAACAAUAGAAUUCCUGGUGCCUUUACUAGCUAUGUGAGAAGAAGAGGAGAGCCUGACGGGAGAACUGCUUGUUCAGAAACAUCAUCAAAUGUUCGUCGUCCAGGUGGUGGAGAAAGUGAUGCUGCUUUUACUCCUAGCCCUCCUGUUGCUUCUCAGAGUGUAACUGACCAACAAGUGAACCUGAAAGCUGCCCACCAGACUAGGCUAAGAAAUCUGUGUUCAUCAAUGGCAGAAACAAAGAUAGAGGUCAAUUGCCAACAAAGGAGUCCAGAUUCGUCGUGCUCGUCGAGUUCUGCCACUGAAUGGGAAGGCGGAGGGCAUGCGACAGUAUUAAGACGGCUUCCGCCUCUUCCUCCACUUUCAAGAAAACCUCCACCGCCUCCAUUCUACAACCAGUUGGUAGAAGAACUGAGUAUAUUACCUCAGCGAUCGCAAAAUGUUAUUAAUGGUGUUGGAACGAAACAUACUCCUCGCAACGGUGUGUCCAAUGACAAGCACAGUGGAGCUCAUAUGUUCGACUCACAUUUGAUCACUUCACCCAGGAUGUUGUAUUUUGCACCUGAACAAGAACAGACGUCAUCUAACGAUGGGACUACAACUUCCAUUUCCUCGGGAAUACAAGAUCAAAUUAGGGCUACUCAAAUGACUCGGCUUAAUAGAGAUUUGACGCCUACUAUAUCUGAAGUCUACCAUGAAAGAAAUAUCGGGUUAGGUUUAGCACCUCCGCUCACCAAGUUGCUUUUGCCACAAAAUGAAAUUGUCGAUUCUCAAAAUGAAAGUGAAAACAGCGAUAAAAAUAAAGCGUGGCUAUCGUCCGCAGAACUGCAGAGAUUCUAUCCGACGGAAAUUGUAGAGUCUGAAGGAAAGACGAGAAGUACUUCUCCAUGUAGUGAACUGUCAAGAAGGGAUGAAGGGGAUGGAAGGUCGAUCGCAGAUUCACAAUGCAGUGCGGGCAGUUACAAAGUUUUAAACAGGCAGAUAGCAACAAACGAAUUUGACGAUCCUGGAAGCUUUCAGAAGUUAAACAAUGAAAAUGAUGUAGCCAGGAACAAACAGACUCAAAAAGUGAGCUCUUCACAAGAAUUAAGGAUAUCAAAUGGAUAAUCCUUCUUUGUUUUAACGGGUAUUACAGCCAAAUACAGUAUUAAUAUAGGUUUAUUAUAUAGCACAGCAGUAUUAUUAUUACUCUUAACAUUUAAAUUACCUACAAUUAGUAUAAAAACAAAACAAAAAAAGUUUGUAUAAAGACUAAAAUUGAUUUAUUUUUUGGGGUAUGUUUUAUAUGAAAGUGGUUUAGUAAAUAUCACUGCCAAAUAUUGGGUGUAGCUUGCUAAACUUUAUCUACUUGAAUAUUUAUUUUAAAUGGACUUUAACUUAAUUUUUGUUUAGAAGGGGGAUAUAUGUUAUAAUUUGAUGGUGAUAACAGUAUGUCACAUUAACAUUAUUUACUGCUUAAAAAAACCUUGUUAUUAAUUAUAGGUAAAAUGAUAUAUUUGAAUCAAAAUUAGACCAUAUGUUUGUUCAUUAGUUUGUAUCAAAAUAUAUACAGACAGCUUCCUGUUGUAUGCAAUCAGUACAAAUAGAAUUUUGUACUUAAGUUGUUAAAUAAUCUAUCUAAAAACUGAAUACAGAUAAAAGUUAGAUUUUAGAAAUGUACUCUUUUGUGAUAAGUUGUGUGAGUUUUUUAACAAUCUGCAUACUUUUUGGUUUUUUCAAAGAAGUGCAUACACAAUUUUUUUUUGUAGUUUCUACACAAAUCACAAUACAUCCAUAAUAAUGUGAUAGUUUAUUUCAAUGUCAUUUUAAUUAUUUAAUCUAAUACGUUGUACGUGUAAAGUAAUUUUAAUUCAACUAUUAGCAAAUGACAUUGAUAAUGAUUCACAUGUCACAGAGGGAGAAAUGUAUGACAUUUUGGGGAUAUGGCUAUAGGGACUGGUGACAUUAACAGUGCCUUUAAAAAAAGGGGGUGUUUAUAUAUACACAGGGUUGUUAUUUAUGUAAUAUAUAUAUAAGUAAAAUUUAU
Cimex lectularius (bed bug) is the source of this 6063-nucleotide messenger RNA. RefSeq names its product tetratricopeptide repeat protein 28. Bases 405 to 5144 code for a protein of 1579 amino acids. The record is from RefSeq and is a predicted model, not a curated record. NCBI's taxonomy places the organism in Eukaryota, Metazoa, Arthropoda, Insecta, Hemiptera, Cimicidae. The transcript is spliced from 18 exons. Gene Ontology annotation, molecular function: protein binding.